AUGGCCAGCGUGGUCGCGAUCCUGGAUUUGAAGGGCAAGCCCUUGAUUCAGCGAUCCUACAGGGAUGAUGUGGAUCCUACAGCCAUGGAGCGGUUCCUCCCUCUUCUUACGGAGAUUGAGGAGGAGCACGGCACGAGCGCCAUCCAGCCUUGUCUGAGCUCGCAGGGCGUCAACUACAUGCAUGUGCGCCACAAUAACCUAUACUUGCUUGCACUAUCGCGUCGGAACUCGAAUGCUGCUGAAAUUUUGCUGUUUUUGCACAAGCUCGCGUCAGUGCUAGAGGAGUACUUCAAGCAGCUCGAGGAAGAGUCCAUUCGCGACAACUUUGUCAUUCUCUAUGAGCUUCUUGACGAAAUGAUGGACUUUGGAUACCCACAGACGACCGAGAGCAAGAUCUUGCAGGAGUAUAUCACGCAGGAAUCGUACAAGCUCGAGGUCCAGGUCCGUCCCCCGAUGGCCGUGACGAACGCCGUCUCGUGGCGGUCCGAGGGCAUCCGCUACCGCAAAAACGAGGUGUUCCUGGAUGUGAUUGAGAGCGUGAACCUGCUGGUCAAUGCCAACGGGCACGUGGUGCGUAGCGAGAUUGUCGGCACGGUCAAGAUGAAGUGCUACCUGUCCGGCAUGCCUGAGCUGCGCCUUGGGCUGAAUGACAAGGUCAUGUUUGAGAGCACCGGGCGCACGUCACGCGGCAAGGCCAUCGAGAUGGAAGACGUCAAGUUCCACCAGUGUGUGCGUCUGUCGCGCUUUGAGAACGAUCGUACGAUCUCGUUCAUCCCCCCUGACGGCGAGUUCGAGCUAAUGAGCUACCGACUCAACACACAGAUCAAGCCGUUGAUCUGGGCCGAGGCUGUGGUGGAGCGCCACGAGGGCAGCCGCAUCGAGUUCAUGGUCAAGGUCAAGGCCCAGUUCAAGCGCCGCUCCACGGCAAACAAUGUCGAGAUCCUCAUCAAUGUGCCGGAUGACGCGGACUCGCCUAAGUUCCGCGCGGCGAUUGGCUCUGUGUCCUACGCGCCGGAGCUCUCGGCCAUGGUGUGGAAGAUCAAGCAGCUGGGCGGCGGCAAAGAGUAUCUGAUGCGCGCGCACUUCGGCCUGCCCAGCGUGCGGGACGAGGAGAGCAUUGUGCGGCGCACGCCGAUCAACGUCAAGUUUGAGAUCCCCUACUUUACCGUGUCGGGCGUGCAGGUGCGCUACCUGAAGAUUGUGGAAAAGUCCGGCUACCAGGCACUGCCAUGGGUCCGCUACAUUACGCAGAAUGGCGAAUACGACCUCCGGACUCAGACGGAAAAGAGCCAAGCCAAUCUCGCGCACUUUGUGUCCUAG
Malassezia sympodialis ATCC 42132 is the source of this 1320-nucleotide messenger RNA. It is a transcript of the gene APM1, whose product is annotated as Apm1p. Gene Ontology annotation, cellular component: clathrin adaptor complex. Gene Ontology annotation, biological process: vesicle-mediated transport; intracellular protein transport. The record is from RefSeq and is a predicted model, not a curated record. NCBI's taxonomy places the organism in Eukaryota, Fungi, Basidiomycota, Malasseziomycetes, Malasseziales, Malasseziaceae.